Molecule: messenger RNA, 848 nt
Organism: Coccidioides posadasii C735 delta SOWgp
Lineage: Eukaryota; Fungi; Ascomycota; Eurotiomycetes; Onygenales; Onygenaceae
Biological process (GO): cytoplasmic translation
Molecular function (GO): protein binding
Source: RefSeq, a predicted model, not a curated record
AUGGGCCGCGCCGACCAAGAGGAAGAAAGGGAGACACUAAAGUCCAUUUUCCCGGACGAAAUUACAGAUAUAUCAGAACAUACGUACCGGAUAUCAAUCGUUCUAGACGUCAGCCAUCAUGGGGAAGACUACUCCGAUCCUCCAGUUCUCAUUCUUCAAGUAACCUAUCCGGAAGAUUACCCUGAUGUCGCUCCUCACCUUGAAGUAUCCGCCCCUCCUAAUGCCCCGAAAUACCCACAUCUUGAUAUACAGGAAGACCGAGAUCGACUUCUAGAGUCACUUCAAACUACGAUUGAAGAGAAUCUGGGAAUGCAGAUGAUAUUUACGCUCGUCGAUAUGCUGAAAGAGGGUGCGGAGCUACUUAUUUCAGAGCGUCGCGAAGCCAUUCAAGCGUUAAAAGAAUUUGAAGCGGCCAAGGCGGAGGAAGAGGAGAACCGAAAAUUCCAGGGUGAGGCUGUGACAAGAGAAAGCUUCCUUGCAUGGCGGGAGAAUUUCCAGAAGGAGAUAGAAGAAGAAGAAAAGAGGAAACAGGAGGAACGAGAAGCAGAGGAGAAAAAGAAGAAAGGAGCUACUAAAGAGCCGAAAAAGCUCACCGGCAAACAGCUAUGGGAGAGGGGCCUUGCUGGAAAGGCAGAUUAUGACGAGGAGGAUCCGUUACCGGCAAAAUUAGCUAGUGUGGACUUAAAAGCAUGACAAGUGCUCCAACGCUGCCAGGGAUUAUACGGCGAGCCGGUUGAAACGAGCUGUGUGAUCUCUUCAGAUUUGGAUAUAUUAUAGCGCUGAACUUUCUUCUGUUCAUACAGUACACCCUUUUGAUGCGCAGAAUACAAGUCAUGCCUUCCUCGUGC